CCAUGACCGAGUUCAAAGUCACGGUCGUACCUCUACGAGGUCAGUUGGUGCAAGAGUAUCUUCAGAAGUGGAGGAAUACUGUAUUAGAUUAAAUAUGGCAAAAUUAAAAUUCAUUAUUGUGUCUAUAAUUUUCUCAGUACACUCCUGCUUUGCCCAAAACCCACUGUAUUUCCUCAAGCAAUGUCAAAGAGACGACCCAAACAUCAACGUGUGUCUGAAGCAAUCCGCGAAUUUCCUCGUCGCCAAUAUGCGAAGAGGAAUUCCUGAGCUGGGAAUAACGGAACCAGAACCGAUCAUCAUUGACGAAAUUGGCAUCGCUUUAGGAAGCGGGCCUGAUGGAUAUAGGGCAUCGUUCCGAAACAUCCAUGCUUAUGGGGUCAGUAACAUCACCGUAACAGGCGUUAGGUCAGAUGUGGACAGUAACCAGUUCCAGUUCACCCUGUAUAUUCCCAAAAUUUCGGCAAGAGCCAACUACGAAUCAAGCGGGGUCCUGAUGCUUGUCCAGGCUUCAGGCGGUGGCGAAUAUUGGGGCGAAUAUGAGGGGAUUAAGUGUAAAGUGUACAUAAGGGCGAGUCCUCACAGGAUUGGCCAACGCGCUUUCCUCACUUUACAGCAAAUUAAAAUGGACUUUAGUGUGAAAAACAUAAGGAUGGGGGUGGAAAAUGUGCACAAUGGCAACAGUGUGAUACAGGCAGCUUUAAAUUUGUUCAUCAACUCCAACGCUCAGGAGCUCCUCAAAGAAAUGAAACCCGAUCUCAAGAAGAAACUGAUCGUUUUAAUGCGAAAUUUCGUGGAAAACCUCUUCGCCAAUAUCCCCUACGACGCUUGGAUCUCGUAAUUUAUUUGAUUAUUAUUGUGUUAAAAUAAGUUUGUAAUUUAAAAUAAUGAUUGUCUCCUGUAUAGUGAAUCUAAUAAUAUAGUGACAAGAUUUUUAGACUUUUGAUAA
Molecule: messenger RNA, 946 nt
Organism: Tribolium castaneum (red flour beetle)
Lineage: Eukaryota; Metazoa; Arthropoda; Insecta; Coleoptera; Tenebrionidae
Gene: Jhbp2
Product: Juvenile hormone binding protein 2
Exons: 5
Coding region: 95-838 (247 amino acids)
Source: RefSeq, a predicted model, not a curated record